UUCAAGAACUGUGUGGUUGCUGCUUCACGAAAUUCUUUUUGUGCGCAGAAGUCGCUAAAGCGUUCGGCCGAUUGUUCAUCUGCUUGACUGUGAGCUUGGCUUCUUCAUUCGAGUGCUACAUUUGUGCGGAAAACCUCACAAAACUAGUUUCCUUUGUGUUUGUGUGUGUGUCGCCAUGCCUGGCAAGCACCUGGAUAGCGAAAGUUGGGGAAACAUGCCGUCUUGUGAACUGUAUUUCUGGCUUGCGAAAAUUGUGCUUCUGGGACCGGCACACGGAGGACAGUCCGUGUGAUGGACUUGUCUGUUCAAGGAGGCGUCAUCCUGAUAUGACAACUAGCAGCGUUCGUGCAAAUAUCGCUGAACUCUUUCCGGCUAGUUUAUUCCGAGCCAUACUGCCCUUGUUCGCCACAUACGCUCUAUUCUCUUUUGCGACGUGCUAGUUACAUUUGACAGUGACGACGGUUAUCAUAAGUUUCACGUCUUAAGAGCGUGCGUCUGUGUUCUGCAAGCUAUAAAUGCUGCGUUUGAUUGGGACCGCAGCUUGAUUCGACGUGGGAGUACACGUGUAGGACACCUGCGCGCAUGUGCUAGACCGAGCAUUCUCGUCUCGCAAGAUCAUUUGAAAUUGUGACCGCGAACUGACCAGCGUUUUUUUUGUGUGUGUGUGGUCGUCUGCGCAAUUCUUGCAGAAACAUUUCUGAAAGCGCGUACAGUCGGCGCUGCAGUCUUGAACCUUGUCUCGUACGGCACGAGAUUAUUCGUACAUAGACCAUUCCCAACACCGCCUGUCUUGGCUUCGUAACUCAGCUUGUUUUUGGGCAUUUCGAGAGAACUUCGAUGCGUCGACGCAUCUUUCAAGUACGUCUGGAACUGUCUAAGGACGCGAAGAUUGCUGCUGCUCUCUGCGCAAGAAUCUUGCUUUGUUAAUCGUCGCGUCUACGACAAUAACUGCGUAAGAAGUGUGAUAUCGUGGAGCAUUGGUCUAAAGACGGCACGAGGCCAGCAAAGCAGGGUCAGUAAGCUUGCUGUUGUCCUCGCCUCAAACGUGAACACGAGACCAGCUGAACAGACGUGAACCGUGUGCACUUGUUUCUUUGGUGCACUUGUGACGUGUCACAUUGAUAGCAGCGGCUAAGCAUCUGGUGCACCGCCUUUUUGCCUCUUGUGGGGAUCGGAACUCGGAAGAUGAUCGAGGUGAAUUCUGGAUUACUCGCCGGCGUGCCGUCACCUUCAAAACGAAUCGGGAUGCUCUGGCGUCUCUGGAUGCUUUCUGUGGUGCUGUCCGUGGCGGAAGUAAAAGGUGUGCUGGUGUUCUGGUCUCCGUUCCACGACCCCCGGGUGCACGAGAACGCCCCGGCGGGUGUCCACGUGACCACGGUGCGCGCCCUGGACGAGUCGGCGCCGGGAAAGCCCGUGGCCUACAGCCUGCUGGAUGUCAAGGACUCCAACCACUUCCACCUGAACCACCUGACGGGAAACCUGACCACGGCGCGACCCAUAACCAGAAAGGCCGGCGACAAGUAUGUGGUGAUCGUGGCCGCCGUGAGCCAGGGUGUGACCGAGGUGAAGACGAUGCAGAUCGAGGUGACCGUGCCCAACCAGUACCCGCCCCGGUUCGAAUACCCGGUGUACCGCGCCGAGGUGCACCAGACCCGCACCCGACCCGGGUACCGGGUACUGCAGGUGCGCGCCCACGACCCGGACCCAAUGCCGUACAACGCCGAAGUCUACUACCACCUCGAGGCCGGACCGGAGUCCACGAGGGCACUCAGGUACCUCGCUCUCGAUGGCAUCACUGGCGAGGUUAUGUUGAACCGAAGCCUGUCGGACGUGGGGGACUCCAUGAUUGCAUUCACCGUCGUCGCCGAAGAUGGCGGGUCACCCAUGAAGCAGGACACAGCGCGCGUUGAAAUCCUCGUGAAGACGUUAUCCGACCCCCAGAACACGCGCGCUGUCGUGGUGAACGAGACGAGCGUGCGCAUAUGCUGGCAGCGACCCCUGUACGGCAACGUGUCCGGCUACGUGGUCAAGUACCGGGCGGCGUCGGAGAACGUCACCUCGUACCUCAACGUGACCACGGGCACCGCCGCCGACAAGUGCGUCCCGGUGCUCAAGCUGCGGCCCUGGACCGACUACGAGUACCGGGUGUACGCCUGGAAUGGCCGCGAAGAGGGCAUCGGCAGUCCCGUGGACCGAUUCGUCACGCGAAUCGACUACUGCGUCACGAACGUCUGCAAGCACGGCUCGUGCGAGGCCACGGACGCGCGCCCCGGUUACCGGUGCGUGUGCGACCCGGGCUUCUACGGCGAGGCGUGCGAGCACUUCGACCCGUGCUCGGAGAACCCGUGUAAGACGUUCGGCACCUGCGUCAACACCAGUCACGGCGAGUACCGCUGCGACUGCUUCACGGGCUUCUCGGGCCGCAACUGCUCCGACUUCAACCCGUGCCUGCUCAAGCCGUCCGCCUGCCUGCACGGGGGCGUGUGCCAGUCCAACGCGUCGCACAUGUUCACCUGCCUCUGCGUGGACGGCUACUACGGCAAGACGUGCCACCAGUACGACCCGUGCUUCUCGUCCCCGUGUUUGCACGGCGCCCGCUGCCUGAACGAGUCGGACGUCAAGUUCAGCUGCCAGUGCCCGCCGGGCUACGCGGGUGAGCUGUGCCAGGAGGACGUCAACGAAUGCCUCUCCAGCCCCUGCAAGAACCGCGGCGAAUGCGAAGAUGGCAUCAACAGCUUCACUUGUCAUUGCCCUCAGGGAUACGGAGGACCAGUGUGCGAGCUCAGAGACACGUGUCCCGAGGAGUUCCAGCAGACGGACAAAGGCACCUUCCACUGGCAGCCCCUAGCGCACGGCUCGGUGGCCAAAGCGGAGUGCCCGUACGGCGCGUACAACCCGGCCAGCGAGUACAAGUACGCGCGACGAAAGUGUCGUCUGCUGGCCGACGGGCAGACGAGCUGGAUGAAGGUGUCGGCCCAGCACUGCCGAUACAAGAGCUUCCAGGCAGCCGAGAACGUCACCUCGGAGCUGGAAUUCUUGACCCACGACCCAAGAAACAUCCGACCGGGCCAGCUGCAGGGCUUCGCCGAAAAGAUCGAGCCGGUCGUCGACUACGCGGUCAAGGACAUCAAGAUUGCGCAAGCCAUGAUUCACGUGAUCAGCAAUUUCCUCGCUCUCAAUGACAGCGUCAUCAAAGAAGGAGAUGCUGAUGGGAUUGCGGUCGAAAAGCUGGUCUCGGUCGUGGAGAGGUUCGCCUCCGAGGUCGUCCUCGACUCCGGAGCGCUCAUCAUCGAGAACGAGAACCUCGUGGUGAAGGCGGUCGCCUGGUCGCCCAAGCUUCUCUCGCAGGGCCGCGACUUCCUCACCUUCUCGCUGCGCUCCAACGGCGACCACUACCUGCACGAGGACUUCUCGGGGGACGCGGACGAACAGGAGGGCGGCGACAACAUUGUCCUCACCAUCCCGUUCGAGGCGCUGUCGAUGGCGAUCAACAGCUCUCGGCUGGCCGCCGGCGAGCCCUACCGGCCCAUACACGAGGUCGAGAAGGGGCCUCGCAUCUCGUUCGUGUCCUACCGGAACGACAAGUUUUUCCGGCCGGCUCGCAGAGACGACAAGUCCCUGGUAAGCGCAGGUCAAGUGGUCCUGUCGGCCAAGAUCGGCGAUAGCAAAAUCGAAAACCUCACCGAUCGCUUGGUAUAUUCGUACCCUACGUGCCGUGCUGGAACGUACGUCUGCGCUUUCUGGGAUGAACGCCGGAAGGAGUGGUCCACUGCCGGCAUCACGACCAAUCAGUCCGGAAAUGUCACCCUGUGCAGCUCGACUCACAUGACUGUGUUCUCGCUUUUGUUGGAUCCAAUGCCAGGGAUGGCCAUGACACCGCACCACUACCGCGUUCUCUCGAUCAUAUCCUACAUUGGGUGCAUCAUGUCCGUUGUGGGCCUGUUCUUCACCAUACUGACCUACGCUCUUUUCAGGUGCCUGAACAAGGACCGCUCGGGCAAGAUCCUCCUCAACCUGUGCUCAGCCAUGCUGUUGCUGAACCUGGCCUUCCUGGUGGGUUCCCUGCACGAGCGCUUUCCCAAGCUGGAGCUGUGCCUGGGCACGGCCGUGGCCACGCACUACUUCCUGCUCGCCUGCCUCGCCUGGAUGGGCGUCGAGGCCGCCAACAUGCACCAGAUGCUGGUCCACGUGUUCGCCACGUCCGAGACGUGCUUCAUGCUCAAGCGCGUCCUCAUAGCGUGGGGCAUUCCAGCUGUAAUUGUUGGAACGUGUCUCUCCAUAGACCUGGAGCCCUACAGGAGUCACGAUGACUACUGCGUGAUAUCAUCGAGAAACCAGUGGAUCUACUACAUCGCAUUCCUGGGCAUCUCUUCGUGCAUUCUAUUCGUCAACUUGAUCGUCUUCAUCAUGGUGACGAAAGUGCUCUUCAAGCCGCGAAUGGCCGGAGCUGCCGCGAAGUCGGCCAACAACUCCGCCUCCGGUUCAAGCUCCGGCGUUCCCAACCCCCUCCCCAUCACGGCGGCUCAAGUCCGCGGCGCCUUCACCGUCAUGACCCUGCUCGGGGUCACGUGGAUAUUCGGCGUGUUCGCAGUGGGCGAAGCGAGGACCGUGUUCCAGUACGUCUUCUGCGUCUGCAACUCGAUGCAGGGCUUCCUCAUCUUCGUCGUGCGAGUGCUUCAGUACCCGGAGGCCCGGGCAGCCUGGGCCCAGCUGGCAACUACGGGCACGUUCAAGAAGAACCGCGGAGGUGCGGCGCCCGCGGGGUCCUGGUGCACCAACUCGAACACCAAGCGCAACAGCCACUCCUCCAUGGUGCGGGUCACGUCGGCCAGCACAGACAGCACCAGCACCGUGGUCUUCAACAGCAACAUCUGGAGCAAGGGAGGAAGCGGCGGCCCCGCUGCUUCCAAGCACUCGACCAACAGACUGCCCCGCUUCUCUAGCGUCGGUAGCCUGCUGAAGAACUGCAACCUGCAGAAGGACGACAAGAUGAGCAACGCCGGAACGCUGUCUAGGAAGCAGAAGGCCAAGGCGAUCACCGAAGAGUCGCACGCCAAAGAGAACCACAAAGAAUUCUAUUCCGGCGACGAGCAAGUCGCGGCCGUAGUCCCAAGCCUCUACGUUGGCCAGGAGCAGCACAUCAUCAAGAGCAGCAGCCUGAACGCGUCGGACCCGCACAACUACGUGGACGAAGGCUCGCGCAGCGCGGCCACUACGCUCACCUUCGCGCCCAACCAAAAGACGCACAUUCUCUUCGCCUACGCCGGUGGCGAAACAACUCCCAUACGGAUCAACGGCAUCGUGCCCUCACCAGAGGACAAGCCGAGGGUCGAGUCCUUCAGCACGUUCCAGAGGUCCUCGCCCGUCCCUAGCGCGCCCCAAAUUCCGGAGCUGCCCCAAGCCAGGACCUGUCCCGUAGCAACAGCAGCAGCAGAACCAAUCAGCGUCGCUGCGACGGAGACUGAGCCAAUUCGUAGCUCGCUGAAGACGACGUGUAGCGAUGAAACGUCGUUCCUAGUUACGGAUGGAGCAGCCACGACAUUCGUGUCUUGAUGAACUAGCCGCGACAGUGGCACGUUGCUGUGCUUUGGCAUCUCUUGUGAACGUCGGCCGGUGACAGACUAGGACAGAGUGCCUUCUAGCCUCGACCGGAACACUGGUUGGCGCCGAGCUCCUUGUCCUGGAAAUGAAUAGCGUCCGCAGGCUUUGCAGCGAAUGCACCUGCACCAGAUAUGGUGUCCUCGACCGAGACACUCACUUUGUCAAGUUGGAGUGCUGCAGCGUGGAAUAUUCGAAGACACAGCCCGGUCAUCAUGGAAAAAAAGAGUCCACACGUGUUUUUGUUUGCGCGUGAAGGACAUUAAGAACCAAUAUCUUUCCUUCGUCUCAUAAUGACCUAGUGCAGCUACAUCAAUUAUAAGUUGCUGUGCCCUGAAGAGCUGUGGUCUUCCCAAGAACAGUGAUCUCAACGUCUUGUGAUUGAGACGGCGAUGGUGACUUGUUAGUGGCCGUUGUUUCUUUUACACUGCCCUCUUUUACGUACUGGACAAAAGCAGGGACAUGUGUCGCAAGCGUGAACUUCGCAACCUGUUAUAAAUGACAUAGCCUGCUACAGACUGCGCUAGUCGUUCGAACAUUUUACUGAGAUUUCUCUUUUCGUGCGCCUUACUUGUGAGACAAAUCAAAACUGAGACCGUGGGUCAUGGCUGUGGGUGGCCAGGUACGUUGCUUUAUGCCUUUUCCAUCAGCGAAUUAUUCAAUCGUGUUCGCUGUGGGGCGAGCCAAAAGACACGUUGUGAUUUCUCUACUAGGUCAACACGUUGUGAACGUUUUGUUACUGUGACGGUUACCGUUCUGCCUAUAUACUGUGGAGCACACAUCCCUUUACGAAUAUAUUCAGGACUGCUUCUCAAAUGGCGAUACCCGUUUCAUAUAAUAGAAAAAUAUUUUGCAUGGAGAUCUCCAUCUCAAUUUACACGUUCUACUUCUGCGUGGCCUGCUAUGUCCUCUUCUACGCAUGUACCGUGUGUCGCGACUAAUGUUAGCCAAGCUAUUCAACGAAAAAAAAAGUGAUUUAAAAACGCCGUGCAAGAUAGAAAUAUAGGACCUAUAGGGAACAAAGCUGAUUUUUCGACUAGUUUGUACGCUGUGCUCAUAAUGGCAAAGCUUUCAGCGCAAUCCUAAAAAGGCAGGGACUUGACAGAGACGCGGGACAGCACCUGUCGUGUGUCUGUCAAGUGCCUGUCCUUUAGAAUUGCGCUGAAGGUUUUGCCAUCAUGAGUAACCCUAUAGGGAGUUUGGCCGUCAGCGCUCUGAUAACCGCACAAGGUGUGUUGCAAAUUUACAUCUUGCACUGUGUUUUUUCAGUCAUUGUUUCCGAUUAACAGCUUGAGUAAAGUUAUCUGGGACAACCUAUGUAUCACUGUAAAGUUACAAAAAUUGGAGGCAGUUGUCUGAGGGAUACUAAACUACAUUUGUGUCUGAACCAUCCUAAUGCUACAAUAUCUGCGAACACUGCCCGUAUUGCUGCCGCAAAAACCACUGGUGUUUGAAUUUUUGUAAGUAAAAUGAAUUUUACCUCUCAGAA
Molecule: messenger RNA, 7087 nt
Organism: Dermacentor albipictus
Lineage: Eukaryota; Metazoa; Arthropoda; Arachnida; Ixodida; Ixodidae
Product: adhesion G protein-coupled receptor E1-like
Biological process (GO): cell surface receptor signaling pathway; homophilic cell-cell adhesion; G protein-coupled receptor signaling pathway
Cellular component (GO): membrane
Molecular function (GO): G protein-coupled receptor activity; calcium ion binding; protein binding
Source: RefSeq, a predicted model, not a curated record